Aspergillus caelatus is the source of this 2145-nucleotide messenger RNA. Its product is annotated as Eisosome component PIL1/LSP1 family protein. Lineage: Eukaryota; Fungi; Ascomycota; Eurotiomycetes; Eurotiales; Aspergillaceae. The record is from RefSeq and is a predicted model, not a curated record. The transcript has 4 exons. Gene Ontology annotation, molecular function: lipid binding. Gene Ontology annotation, cellular component: eisosome filament; plasma membrane. Bases 574 to 1617 code for a protein of 347 amino acids. Gene Ontology annotation, biological process: negative regulation of protein kinase activity; eisosome assembly; endocytosis.
AUUCCUUCCCCCCGGUGCAGAAGACGAUCCUCUGGAACUGCAUGUUCAUGUUCACUUGAGUCCAUGUAAAAUUAUUUGUCAAUUGAGAAAAACGCUCGUCAUUAAUUGUUCAUCACUGCCUAACGUGAUAUCCGAAUCGGGUUAGCCUCCCGAGUAGUCUCGACGUCACCGGCGGUUCUCCUGUUGCAACAGACCAACUCCACUGCUCUCUUCUCACUUGGAUCAAGGGGGAAAAGAAGGCUGGAAAAGAGGUUCAACCAGGAAAAAACAACAAAAGUACCAUCCCCCGUUCCUUGGGUCGGUUUGACCUAAGUAUACGAUUUUCGCCAGACACCUCGUCCGCUCACUGCGUUGGUCCCGGUUGCAGUUCCUUCCCCUCGUGCCCUCAUCGUCCUUCCGUCGCAUCCCGUUGCGCCCACUGGUACACGUCACUCCUGCGCAAAGCGAACCUUCAAAGAAACCGCAUCAUCCAUUUUCAGACGAUCUUUUCCAAACUUUUUUUUUUUCUGAUUGAUUUCUCUGUAUCCUUUUGUCUCGUUCGCUUGCAUCUAGCUUCCCAUACAAACCGUAGCUAUGCAUCGCACCUACUCCAUGCGCCAAUCGCGCAUGCCCACCGCAUCGCAGAUUGAGAAUCCGCCUCCGCCAUUGUCCACGACCAAGACAAACCGAUGGAUUGGGAAAGGCGGCUUCGGCCAUGCCUUCCGUAAGAAUGCCGCCGGCGCAUUCGGACCCGACCUUGCAAGGAAGCUCUCCCAACUCGUCAAGAUGGAGAAGAAUGUCAUGCGCAGUAUGGAAAUGGUAGCCAAGGAGCGCAUGGAGACCGCUCAACAAUUGUCCAUCUGGGGUGAGAACUGUGACGAGGACGUGUCCGACAUCACGGACAAGAUCGGCGUGUUGCUCUAUGAAAUUGGAGAGUUGGAAGACCUCUAUGUCGACCGUUAUGAUCAGUACCGUGUCACCAUCAAGAGCAUUCGCAACAUUGAAGCUUCCGUUCAGCCCAGCCGAGACCGCAAGCAAAAGAUUACCGAUGAGAUCGCCAAGCUCAAGUACAAGGACCCGAAUUCUCCCCGGAUCGUUGUUCUCGAGCAAGAGCUGGUUCGCGCGGAAGCCGAGUCCCUCGUGGCCGAGGCUCAGCUUUCCAACAUCACUCGCGAGAAGCUCAAGGCAGCUUUCCAGUACCAGUUCGAUGCACUCCGUGAGCACUGCGAGAAGGUGGCCAUUAUCGCCGGCUACGGCAAGCACCUUCUGGAUCUCAUCGACGAUACUCCAGUCACCCCCGGUGAAACUCGUGCCUCAUACGAUGGAUACGAUGCCAGCAAGGCUAUCAUCCAGGAUUGCGAAGAGGCACUCGCCAACUGGGUUACCUCCAAGGCCGCCGUCAAGUCCGACGUGUCACAGCGCACGCGCACCCUAUCUCAGCGUCGCCGAGAGGCCAUCGGCAAGAACCGCGAAGGCGUCGACCUUUCUACUCAGGACCAGCCCAUGAGGGGCGAUCGGGACUCGUGGGUCCCUGCUGAUCAACACGCAACCUAUGUUGAAGAUGGUGAGGAAGUCGCCAGCACCGUGGACGGAGAGGCUCGGGGUCGAGAAGAAGAACGCGAGCCUGUCAGCGUCUAAGGCGGCCGAUUUGCAGCCACGAACAUCAACGUUGGUAUAUUAUAUGUUGAUGGUUUUUGUCGAGUCCUCGUCUUUUCAUCCUUGUGAUACUCCGGAUUGAAGUCCCGCUUGAUGUGAUGUUGUCGUUUUGCCGUGAUUUCAUCUCUGUUCAUGUUACCACCCGUGUGUUAUUUACUACGCUUAAUUCAACCCCUCCAAGGGCACCUACCCGACAAGAAGAUUGUAUCCAGAUGCCCAUUCUGGCCGUUGUACGCCUCGAAUCCGGCUGAUAAUGUCAUGACCCUCUUACUAUUCACGGAUGGAGAACAAUGUUAAUACUGACCGAAAAAAUGAACCGAGGGGGCCAAGAAACGAGAGACUGGAGUAUUUGUGAUACUAUGGGUCAGACUGUCGGAGAGGGGAGGGAGUCAUUGUUUAAUUGAAUAAUGUAAUACCAUACUAUCUGCGACAGAAUAUUCUUAUAGUGAUUUUGAAUUGGUCACGCGGCUGCUCUGGAUAGGAAUAGUAAUUAAUUCUUUUCAGGUAGAA